Esox lucius (northern pike) is the source of this 1823-nucleotide messenger RNA. Its product is annotated as putative monooxygenase p33MONOX. Bases 165 to 833 code for a protein of 222 amino acids. The transcript is spliced from 4 exons. NCBI's taxonomy places the organism in Eukaryota, Metazoa, Chordata, Actinopteri, Esociformes, Esocidae. The record is from RefSeq and is a predicted model, not a curated record. Gene Ontology annotation, cellular component: cytoplasm.
GACAAACACUCAAGUAGUCCGAGUUUAGCGGCUAAACUCCGCCCCUGCCCUAUGUGGACUACACAAAAACCAGGAGGGCGAGUGCAUCUGUCCGAGUCGGAUGCUGGAAAUUACAUUUAGCAGAACUAAAGAGCAAGGGGUUUCAGCAGCGAUUCAUAGCGACAAUGCGGGAGCAUAUUACGACCCAUUCUUUCCAAUAUCGCCUGGAGGAUUGGAAUACGGUGAACAUGGUAAAUAUCUUGCCGAGAUUGAACAAAAUCCACAGACUCCAAAAGCAGAAGUUGAGAAUGCCAAGCGGGGACUUCAAGGAGGACAGGCUUACGACAUCAGCUCAAUCCACCCCUUGUGGCACCCCCUCCCUCACCCCCUGUGUUACCCCAAACGUCAGCCCACACACCUCACCCUUAAUCAACCGCAGGAGCUGGUUCAACAACCUGAGUCCUGCACCAUUUAUUGGCACACCAGAGCUGGGCAGUCCUAACAGAUUAGAAAUGGCAGGCAAUGAGGGAGGAGGAACUGGAGGGGAGAGGUGGAGCUUCUUUGGAACUUCUCGACCCGUAGUACAGAAGUCAUCUACAGACCCAGGCUCAGAAACCAACACAGUUACCAUUCUUGUCUGCUCAGGCUUCACUCUCCAGUCCUACUUUGGUGUGACCAAGUCUAACACCCUGGAGGGCAUUAAGACACAGGUCAACCUGAUGGUGGAUGACCCUGCCAAGAUCAACCCACCCAAGAUCGAUAUUAGUGGCAUUGAGUGCAAGAGACCCCCUCAGACCCGCCCACACAAACUUAAACCCCGGGACAUGAAUGUCCUAACACCUUCUGGAUUCUAAUAGCCCCAAAAACAAUCUCCCAUGAAUCCUAGCGACCACAUCCCCUGGCAGCCAGUAGCCGGUCUACUACACCCGUGGUUCUCAAACCUGUCCCUGGGACCCCCAAGCAUCUCAUAAUGUUGUUGUAGCCCUGAACUAGCUCACCUGAAUCAAGCAGCCAAUGCCUUGACAAUUAGUUGACAUGUUGAUGCAGGUGUUUUAUCUGUGAAAUACAUCUAAUACAUAGAAUUGCUAGGGGUCCCUAGGAGAGAACCACAGUACCACACUACCCUGCUCUGCCUGCUUAGUGGAACCCAAGAGACUCAGAAGAUGGAAGACAUGCUUCAGAAGUCAUUCCCAACUCCAGGGUUGUCAAACUCAUUCAGCCCCAGGUGCAGCAUUCGGCUUCAGCGAGGUCCAGAAGGCCACAUUGAAAAUGUUAUUUUGUCACUGUCAGAAUUAGCAAAACAUGGCUCGCGCUCUGGCAUUUUUUGUUCUUUGUUAUUAACAAGCUGGACACCGUAGAGUUGUUGUGACAAGGCUUGCUUCUUGCAUCUUUUCCAUAUCUGAAUUUUUUUUUUAUUUGAACAAUUCCUAAUAGUAUCUAACCUAAUAGUUAGUUAUUAGAUGAGAGAGUAAUGGCUGCUGACCUGGAGGUUUUUUAAAUACAUAUAUAUAUAUAUACACUACCAGUGAAAUUUGGACACACUUACCCAUUCACUUGAACGGGUGUGUUCAAACUUGACUGGUAAUGUAUAACGUCCCAAUGUUGUUUUCGUUAUUAGAAAGCUAUUUAUUAGUGUUACGAUAUUUCUGUAACAUGCGACUCUGUACAUUUUUAAGAGUAUGUUUAUAUGAAGGCCAAAGCACUGAUGAAAUCCUUUUGAAAUAAUCUUUUAUAAGAACUAUUAUACGCUUUUGUUUUUUCAGGAUGUUUAUGAAUUCCAAUGAUUUGUUGCACAAGGGAUUCCUUUUCCCGCAUUUAGCUGUAAAUAAACUCAACACUAAUUU